UUUUCCCCAUACUUUAGUAGAUUUCAAAAUGGCUGCACAGGCUGUGAAAACCCGUCAGACUGCGGCAAUUAUCGAAGGAACCCACACAGAAGUGUUUUGUUCUGCUUAUCAGGACAGAAUCUUUUUGAUCGUUUCACAGUUUGAGAAGAUUGGAACGUUGGUUAGUGUAAAUAGGAUGUCUCCAACAGAGAGCUCAUCCAAAAGAGAGGCACAGACAUUCAACACAAGAAUACUCAUGGGCAGUGAUGAGGAAAUCUGGCAUGUUUAUGCUAAACAGAUCGGAGCCCUUAUAACUGAGCAUGCCAGCAAACCAGUUCUUUUGGGUAUUGCCCUCAAGAAACAUUCACCACAGAUACUACAGCAGAUUUUAAAACUGCUUGAAACAAAUAGAGUCUGGUGAUAAAGUUUACCUGUCUUAGACAGGAAAUGUACAGACUCCUACACAACAAUAAUUAUUGCAAUUAUUUACAAAUGAGUCUGAUAAAUUUCUGGACAGUGAAAAGUUUAAAUCUCAAGCUUGUUACUCCAUGACAUAGCUGUGAGUAUCAAAACAAGAGCAUACAAUGCAGAAAAGCCCAUAAUCAUUGAUUUUGGAGCCUUUGAAUCCAACCAUUAAUCGUCAUUCACUUUUAAUAUAUAUAUUUUUAAAGUUUCAUCUUAUGUGAAGCACUUUUUCUUCAUGUAAAUACAUAAUACGACUAAUAACUCAAAGGAAAAUGUUUUGUUAAAUUAGGUAAUAAUUUGAUGUUUAUUUACAGAUCUUUUGCUUUCUUCUGCCAUCUGUAUAACUUUCAAAUUAAUGCUUCUCUUUCUUCCUUUGGACAUUAUAAAACACUAUAAGUUGAGCCUGAGGGCAGCAAGUUGAGGAAGUCAGUGCUGCACUAUGAACCAAAUGGCAGUUGUAAUCUUUCAAUGAAUAGCUUCUAAACUUGGAUGUAUUUGACAAAACAAACUACAGAUAAUCUGUUUUUAUGUUUUUGUACACAAUUUACAAUGUUCUCCUUUUAGAUCCAGGUCUUACUUCUGGUAAUUUAAUAUUACUACCAUUUAGACCACAAGUUGUGUGAAAUUAGACAAACUUUACUUCAAACUAACCCUUGUAAAGAUUGGGUCUACCAUAAUCAUGGCUAUAGCUUUUGUACAAAUGAUGACAACCUUAAGGGGGGCACUGCAUCACACUCAGAUGAACCACCCUGCAUGAGUGGAAGGUGUCAGAAGCUCUUUUAAACCCUUUAAAAGUCUUCAUCAUCAAAAUCUUCUAUAACAUCAUCAUCAUCUCGAGGCAUCUCAGAGGUUCCUUGUGAAUCACACUCUUCACCCAUGGCCAGGCACUUAUUAGCUCCCUGGGUGCCAUUCCCAUUUGGUUGGGAACUAACAUGGACUUCGUCAUCAUUAUCACUAUUCAUACCACAGUCUUUUUCAUCAAGCAUAUCUGUGCCACCCCUACAAAUAAAAAAACCGAAAAAAUAUAUUGUUUUUGAAAGUGAAAAGUUGGCAUCUGAACCACAAUCAGUAUGAAAUUUAUCUGCUUGCUUCUACGUAGUUCAUUAUUGGACAUUACCUGAAUGGAUGCUUAGAUUUUCUGAAAUUGCUGAUAGCUUGCAAGAAGGCAAUUUGUCCUAAACACAAGAAAGAUUAACAAUUCAGUUAACUGAGAGUGAAUGGAACCUUAACCAUCCCAGAAUUCUGAUGAGGUUUUAGGUUUGUCACAAGGAGGAGGAAGAAGAAUAAUAAAUAAAGACAUAGUCAAAUUCAUAAAAAUGAUAAAUAAACAAAAUAGUUCAUAUUGUAACAAACCAGGUGUCCGCAGGGGAACAUCAGUGAUGGCCAAGUAUGGAAGGACCUCUGUUUGCAGAACUAAUGAUGGACAGUGGUAAUCUUAGGAAGUCAACAAAAUUAUCGCUGUCAACCAAAAUAACACUUCUUUAUUUGGGGUUAGCAAGAUUCUAGAUCUCAACCCUACUACUUCCCUCCCCUUCAUUAACAAUAUUGCCUACUUGUUGGUUGACAAGUCCCCUUUGGCCACAGCAAAAUGAUUUAGUGAUGACAGCACAAGUCUCACCUCUGAAGAGAUCUUGUGCAGUGUUAACACCAUCCCGCAUCUGAAAGUAAUUCAGUAUCACACUACCAUCAUCAUCAUCAGUACCAAUUAAAAAUAAACAUCUCAAUCUUAGUUCUGUGAGAGGGUCAUUUAAACCCAUAUUAGAGGAGGGUGUGUUUAAAGUAUGCAACAUUUUAUAGUUUUCAAUGGAUUUUGUACAACAUACUUUUUUAAGUGACUGUAUUGUCACAAGUUUAAAUUAAAUGUAUAAAUUAUGGAAGGGGGAAGGGGCAUAACUAUGCUAUUGCUAGUAUGUUUUCAUCAAUAUUUUUAUUUCCCUGUUAACUCACAUAAAGAAGCAAUUUGAACCUCCACUUUUAUCCUGAAAUAAUUUACCUUCUUAUUGACCUCAAACAACUGUGGUUUAUGAAGUGGUCUCCAUCCUCUCCCUGACCCACUAGAACUUGAUGAUGUCCCUGCUGAUCUGCUGUUAAAUAUCAACCCUCUUGCUGCCAGACAUGAGCUGUACUCCUUCAUGGAGGACUGAAACUGUGAUAUUAUUACGAGGACUUUUUAGCAUUUGUUUGACACGACAGCCCCUUUGUGAACAAAGUUUAUUAUCCAGAUAAACAAUUGCAAUGGCCCUCUGCAACUUGAAGGAAGCUACUCCUAUGGUCCAUGAAUCGUGUAAUCAAGUAAUUUUUUUUUCAAUCACGUUGGGUAUCAACAGAUGAAAAAUAAAAUGAGAGAUCUUUACCAUCCA
Messenger RNA from Pocillopora verrucosa, 2804 nucleotides. Its product is annotated as proteasome assembly chaperone 3-like. The record is from RefSeq and is a predicted model, not a curated record. Gene Ontology annotation, biological process: proteasome assembly. NCBI's taxonomy places the organism in Eukaryota, Metazoa, Cnidaria, Anthozoa, Scleractinia, Pocilloporidae.